Cercospora beticola is the source of this 612-nucleotide messenger RNA. RefSeq lists its product as uncharacterized. The record is from RefSeq and is a predicted model, not a curated record. NCBI's taxonomy places the organism in Eukaryota, Fungi, Ascomycota, Dothideomycetes, Mycosphaerellales, Mycosphaerellaceae.
AUGGACAAAAAGCUGAUCCAAGCGAUGGAGAAACUGCGCCACCGAGAGGCAGAGGUCAGAAGCAUACUCAAGGCCAUGGUUGCGGACCGCACAAUGUCUACGAAGGCCGCCAAACAACUCAGGAAGACCAGAGCCACCAGAGCCAUCAGCGUGGACGACGACGACAAUCUGUUCGUUCCACGGGGCGAUCUCGAUGAGCAGUUGAAGACAGCGGAGCUUGCCGUGACCGAAGCGCUCGAGAAAGUGACCAAGUGGGAGAAGAAAAUUGAACAACACAAAGAACUUCACAACGUCUUCUGGAAUGGCUUCAACGAGUACACCGAGCAAAUGGACGAGGUCAUGUACAGGCACAUCUGCUGCAAUGAAUCGGAUCUUGUCGCAAAGAGCGCAGACGAACUCUUCGUGUACUUCAACGAGCUUAGGACUUUCCCGAAGAAAUAUGCCGACCUCGUACAGGACACCAUUCUCAAGGCAGGACGCACUCCGAAUCAAGUCAACACGUCGGCCCUUGGCCUUCUUCCGGAGACCGCGGACACGGGCGACGAUAUGAGCGACGCAGAGGAAGAGGACGAUGACGUGGGAUUUCAGCGCUACGAGAAUGACGAAGACUAG